CGCAGUUCUGACCCAAACAUGGCGACGGAGAUCUGCGAAAAGUGCUGAAAUCUGUCUACAUUUCGACAAAAAAGCGAAGCAGCCGAUGCUCAGCAUGGUCCGAACACCACUGAGAGAUCUCAAGGACAGUAAGAAGGACGGAGCGGGCCGGAGCAUGUCUCUCUCAGGUCCUGGACCGCUCAGAGUGAGCGACUCCUUCUCAUGGGAGGGGUAUUUAAGAGAGACCUCGUCCGUUCCCGCUCCUCCCAGCUGCUUCAGACAGUCUCUGAUUCCUCCCUCCAACGAGUUCAAGGUGGGCAUGAAGCUGGAGGCCCGAGACCCUCGUAACUCCACCUCCACCUGCAUCGCCACGGUGAUGGGCUUGAUGGGCGCGAGGCUCCGCCUCCGUCUGGACGGCAGCGACAGCACCAACGACUUCUGGCGAUUGGUCGACUCCGCCGACAUCCAGCCAAUCGGCUCGUGCGAGAAGAAGGGAGACAUGCUGCAGCCACCGCUGGGAUUCAGGAUGAACGCCUCGUCGUGGCCCAUGUUUCUCCUGAGGACGCUCAAUGGAGCCGAGAUAGCACCAGCCACGGCGUUUAAAAAGGAGCCGCUGCGGCCGCCUCAGAACGACUUCAAGCCCGGCCUGAAGCUGGAGGCCGUGGACAAGAAGAACCCGUACCUGAUCUGUCCGGCCACCAUCGGCGAGGUGAAGGGGGAAGAGGUGUUCGUGAUGUUCGACGGCUGGAGGGGGGCGUUCGAUUACUGGUGCCGCUAUGACUCCAGGGACAUCUUCCCCGUGGGCUGGUGCUCGGUCACCAAACACAGCCUGCAGCCGCCCGGAAACAGCAUCUCCGUUCCAAAACUGGGUUCUACACCUUCCUCCUCUUCCUCUUCCUCUAACCCUAAACCGCCCCGGCGCUCCAUGCCGAUUCCUCACCGCCUGCCGACUCCUCUUCCUCAACUCCCCGUGCGGAAGGGCAUCAGGGGACGGCGGCCGAAAAGCGAGACCAUCGCAUUGCUGAAAGCCCUGGCCGUUUCCACCGUGGCUCAAGACACUGAAGAUCAAGGAGAAGCCACACCCCAAACCACACCCAUUUCCCAGCAUCCCCUGCGUCAAUACAAGAAGAGAGGACCUAAACCAGGCAGCAAGAGGAAGCCCAGACUCCUCCAGAGUGCCAUGUCUAUAGAAGCCAGCUCAGACUCCAGGGUCCCCAUGACUCAGAUGCCCAGCGAUGGACUCCCUCCUCUGGGAUCCCCCUCAUCUGUGGUGUCUACUGUGUGUGUAUACGUGAAUAAACACGGGAACUGUGGCCCACAUCUGGACCGUAAGCAGGUUCAGAGACUGCCGGAUCACUUCGGGCCGGAGGCGGUGAAUCUGGUUCUGCAGCAGACGGUUCAGGCCUGUCUGGACUGUGCGUACCAGCCCAAAGUGCUUCUGGGAUGCCUGCAGAGCCAAGGCGGCGGAGGAGAGGUGGUCAGAGUCCGGACAGAUGGUGGGAAGCGGUUGGUGAAGCUGCCGUCAGCGUCGAGCGCCGGGUUCGUGUUGCACUUCCUGGAGCGAGUGUGUCGACACCUGCAGUGUGAUAAUCUGUUCAGCAGUCAACCGUUCAGUCCACAAAACACCUACGACCGCGCUAAAUCAGUUAAAGAGGAGAUGGUGUCAGACGGUCCGUCUCUGAACAGAGGUGUGAAGCGGAUCUCCAGAGACUCGCCCCCGUCGUACUGCGCUCCUCUCUCCCCGAAGAUCCUGCACACAGACACACACCCGUCAGAAGCGGAGACUCUUCCUCCAGAGGAGAGCGGAUUACUGAAGGAGCAGCGCUUCAUGAACUCCGCCUCCAAUUCCAUGACGCCCCGCCCACAGACCUUGAGAAGCACCUCAGAGUACCAAUCAAUGCCCAACAACCCGUAUUACCAUGGAAACGGGCCGCCCCUCCGGAGACGGGCGUCAAACCCCUCCCCACAGACACACAGACGAGUGGAGGCAGCCAGCUCUACCACAGGCCCCGAGACAGCGACGGACCGAGAGCUUCCCAGAAUCCCCGGCAGGAGUCCGUCCUCCUGGUCUAUAGAGGAAGUGAUGCGGUUUGUGCGGGACGCGGACCCAACAGCACUGGCUCCACACGCAGAGCUCUUCAGAAAACACGAGAUCGACGGGAAAGCUCUGAUGUUACUGAGGAGCGACAUGGUGAUGAAGUACAUGGGGCUGAAACUGGGACCGGCACUCAAACUCUGCCACCACAUCGAGAGACUCAAGCAGGGGAAGCAGUGAAACACACACACACACACACACACGCCGUCUCCCCCUGACGUUCAUCUGCAGCCAGAGCGCACUUUGAGGAACAUUAGUGCCGCUCUCUGGGAUCAGCCGUCGGUAAACAGGAGCAUUCGGUCGGUUCUUACCUCCUGCGAUCAAUCAGCUUCACAGGACGAUUAUCUCGCUCCUAGAAAUCGUUUCUGCGUCUGAUGUUGGUUAUGUAUUGCUCUACCUCUUUGUGACGUCAUACUAGUCCACAGAUGUUUCUGACAUCACUUCCAGCCACCGAAAAUCUCGUUUGUAUAUUUCACUGGCGUCAAACAAAACACAUGCUACACAAUCCUAAGGGGAAACGUUCGGCCAAUCAUUAUCAUAUACAGUCCAAAGCCGUACGACUUUGUUUCUUCCGUCAAACGCAAAAAGAGACGUUUUGAAGAAUGUUCACGCUGCUCGUUUUCACGCGAUUAUGCCUCAUUAUUUUUGAACCCUUUAAACUGCUUUUUUUAUGGUUGCAGAUUAAAUUUGAGCGUUUAUCUUCAAUAAUAAUAAACAUUAUAUUUGUCAAUCAUGCAUAAAUUAAAAACAGGCCUGAUUUUUGCUCUCAAAGUCGUUGCAUGGUUAUAUCUGACUAUUUUCCAAAUGCAUUUAUUAAAAUCAGUUAGAAUAAACAUGGUUAAAUACGACUAGCUAAAUUCAUUUAGGUAAUGUACGAGAUACUUAUAAAUGUAAAAUACAUAAACUUGGUUUUAAAACACAUUUUGUUUAUUAUUAGUACUAUUUCAGAAACUGGCCGGUUUCGUUUAUGUAUGACAAGAAAAAUAUGAAUCACGUUCACUGUGAAAUAUAAAAUUGAAAUGCAAUUUAAAUACAUAAAUCUUAAAUUUAAGCCUAAAUGCUAAUGAAUACCUGUAGGUUUGAUCACUGCUUUAAAAAAAAAACUAAAAUCACUGUCUAAUAUAGUUUCCCGUGUGCUUUUUAUCCGCUCUUCUUCUAUGUAUUUUCUCCUUCAACUCAUAGUUUAGUCUCGAGUGUCAGGAGUAUCGAGCGUUCGUAAUGACCCAAUGCUUUCGAGAUAACGCUGUUUGAGUUGGCUUGGUCUUUGUUACAGAAACUCUUAUCUCGGGAAUGUUGGGAAGUCAGGGUUAGACAUUAGAGAUCACCAGCAGCUUCAGAACAGUAUUCAAGAGACAGAAACACAGCGUGCCGUGGAGAAAUGAACACGUUUGUCACUCAAGAACUCGAAAAGCCGUCAAAACUGGUUCAUUUCAAUAAAGCGUCUCUGUAGAAGAAUCACUAAAAUAGUGUUUUCCGUCACCUUCCAGCUCGAAGUUAUAAAUAUAAAACUCAGCAACAGGAAUGUACAAUUUUGUAGAGAAGAAAUAUUUUAAGAUAAACAUGUUGUAUAUGGAGGUGGGACGUUACAGGGGGCUGUUUAUUUGGGAUGUGUGGUUUAAUAUACCUUGUACUGCCUUCCAGCGCUCUUUAUUCACUUCUGAACCGCUGUGUUAAACUGCCUUGCUUUACUUUGAGACCUCUCAGGAUUUUGUCCAUCUUUUGUAAGGUAGCAUUUCAAGUUAGCCGUGAAUGUGAUCGUUUAGACUUUUCAGUUCUUUUGUUGACCUUUUUGUAAUAAAAAGAUGUAUUCGUAAA
Molecule: messenger RNA, 3889 nt
Organism: Carassius auratus (goldfish)
Lineage: Eukaryota; Metazoa; Chordata; Actinopteri; Cypriniformes; Cyprinidae
Product: polycomb protein SCMH1-like
Exons: 15
Coding region: 86-2254 (722 amino acids)
Biological process (GO): negative regulation of DNA-templated transcription
Cellular component (GO): nucleus
Molecular function (GO): chromatin binding; histone binding
Source: RefSeq, a predicted model, not a curated record